ACAACCACCGCCUCCCAAACCGGGUUGAUGUACCUCGUCCAAAGCUAUGGCUCUGACCAUAGAAUUUCUUGCUAGCGCGAACUGAUCAGCCUCAUCAAUCAAGUAACUGAUGCCAGUCCACGCUCGAUACAAUAAGGCAAUUAGGGUGGUAAAUUGCCAGAAGCUGCCGAUCUGCCGCGGACGGUAUGAUCAAUCUUGCUCUACCUGGAAGUUUUCGAAGCAUAAGGGGAGACAGGGAGAGCACCGCGCAUCAGUGACGGGGCUGAAGUAGUUUCGCUAGCGCCGGGACGCUCCGCAUUGUACAUUUUCCAGAUCCUACACGAGAACCUUUCUCUUCCACCCAAAUCGUUAUUGGGGAACGUGAAGCAUGCUCACCGAGCACUUCAUCGCCUCUAUAGGUGUGCCUGAGAAGCCACCAGGUACUAACGUAGCGAAAGAUGCGGCCAUCUUUCUCCACGAAUUCCAGCCGCUGGCACAACAGCGAGCCAUCUUCAAGAAAAGCGCCACUCCAGCCAACUGCCUCGCAGUAAGCGAGUCCCAUAUCUUCGCCGCGCAAUCGGACAAGGCUGUUGUUCAUGUCUACAACAGACUGAAGGGCAACCAAGAAGCUACUGUGCCGUUCACGGAACGGGUUACCUGCAUUGCCUUAGCCUGCGACGACACAGUCCUUGUGCUGGGUACAGCAGAAGGCAGGAUCUUCCUGUGGGAGACACACUCUGGUCGACAGGUUACUACGGUACAGUCACAUCUCCAGAAGGUCACCGCGCUUGCGGUCGACGCCAGCUCGAACUUCCUGCUCUCCGCUUCAGCGGACUCUACUGUCCAAGUCUGGUCCCUACCUGGCCUUCUUUCAUUUGCGAACGUUGGUGCGCAGGGUCUAUCACCCUUACGCACAUUCGCAUCCCAUCGAACGGAAGUGACGGCCGUUACUGUCGGACAUAGCGUAAGCUUCAGCAACUUUGCAGUCUCUGCUGCGAGAGAUAGGACUUGCUUGUUGUGGGACUUCCAUACAAAUACUGUUCUACGUACCUAUCUACUUUCAUCGCUACCACUAUGCAUCACUCUCGACGCCGCUGAUAGAGCUGUCUACCUCGGCUGCGAUGACGGGAGUGUGCAGCAGCUCGACCUUUACCGGCAGGGCCACUCAACGUCGGCUGUGCAGGGUGGAGAGAAGGCUUCUGUACCUAUUCAGCCAGCUGCAUCUUCGCGCUGGAGACAGCCCGACGCGCUGAAAGGUGCAGCGCUAAGCGUCAGCCUGUCAUUCGACAGCAGCACUCUGCUCACGGGCCACCAGUCUGGAAGCGUAGUGGCUUGGGAUGUUGCAACUGGCAGGGCACAGACAAAUCUUAUGCAGAACCCUCUGCCAGGUCCCGUAACCAACUUGUGCUUCCUGCCGGUUACUGGCUUCGCGUACCAGGAAACCAAGCGGGUGAAGGUAACGUCAGUGAUGAAGCCGAAGUUUGGCGCUUUCGACAGUGCAGCUGGUACUGUACCCGGCAAUUACGCGAUCAACGUCGAGCUCACAGGGUCAGAUCUCGGUGCUGAGGAGACCUUAUGGCAGCAAGCACUCACCGCUCCGUCCUUCCCGCAGGCUCUGCUUGAUGAAGGUCUAGGUGAGCUGGCUUCUUGGUCUCUCGCGCCAGAGCGUCAUGUCAGUGCCGCCGCGCCUGAUGAAACCGAAGACUUUAUGGCGCUGGAUGGAGACUCUAACAAGCGUAAAGAGCCUACUCUCGAGGAGCAGAACGCUGCGCUGAGGGCACAGAUUGAAGCGCUACGAAGGCUGCAGACGGCCAGCUUCGACAGGAUUGACAAGAUCAAUGCGGAAAGAAAGGCGCUAAUACAGCGCGAGCAUGCCCGCUUGAUGCGCGGAGGUGAAGCGCAGCCGAACGGAGUUGAUGGUAACAGUUACGAUGAGUCUGACGAUGGUGACUGAUUGGACUCUCGCGGUCUGAGAGAGCAAGCCUUGGGCAUGCAUGAAGUCUUGGUGAUGCUGAGUCGUCUCAAAGGACCAGGGGUCGAG
Molecule: messenger RNA, 2020 nt
Organism: Baudoinia panamericana UAMH 10762
Lineage: Eukaryota; Fungi; Ascomycota; Dothideomycetes; Mycosphaerellales; Teratosphaeriaceae
Exons: 1
Coding region: 368-1933 (521 amino acids)
Biological process (GO): rRNA processing; DNA-templated DNA replication
Cellular component (GO): nuclear pre-replicative complex
Molecular function (GO): protein binding
Source: RefSeq, a predicted model, not a curated record